Messenger RNA from Leucoraja erinaceus (little skate), 3390 nucleotides. RefSeq lists its product as uncharacterized. Lineage: Eukaryota; Metazoa; Chordata; Chondrichthyes; Rajiformes; Rajidae. The transcript is spliced from 4 exons. Bases 917 to 3271 code for a protein of 784 amino acids. The record is from RefSeq and is a predicted model, not a curated record.
UAAAUCUACACGUCUUUGGAGUUUUUUUCUUUUUUGGAAGUUCCUUGGGUUUGCCUCUUGACACCAUUCUCAGCAGACAUCUAAACUGAUUCGUUUUCCAGCAUAGGUUAUUGGUGCCAAUUAGGAUUAGAAAUCUAAUUGGCACUUCUUGUAUGUAUCCCAAGCCUAUAAUAUUGUGACUGAAAUCAGCUAUAUCAGCCUGGAUGUGGAGAUAACUCCUGUUACAUUUAGCUUAAUAACACGACAUGUAAUGGCAUUAUCUCCUAAGCAAGCAAAAUAUACUGCUUACCGUCCCUUAGUUCCACUACUGAGGUCCAUAAAUCAAAAUAUAAAUAAACUCGGUGCAAAUAUUAGAAUCUAAAAAUCAAAGAUCCUUCACAUAACAUUGGUUGAUGGAAAUAAUAUUCAGGCAAACUGUAAAAUAAGAUGCUAAUUUGUUUCAUUUUGUGCUACCACCAAAGAUCAGUUACAUCACCAUUCAUUUUCUUUUCUUUGAUACAAUUACCAGCCUAGCAUUAUAUCAAAUUUAUAAAACUUUUCAAUGUCAUAUACCAAUUACAUCAUAAAGGCAUAUCUGUCAUGCUGAUUAUAUGGUAUAGCCUGCCCUGCUAUCAUUCAUGCCACACACUGACCACAUCUUAUCUUCUGCCCCACCAUAAAUCCUACCACAACUGUUUACAUCUAGUAACACACCCCACUGUCAUUCCCAUUCCAACUGACUGAAUCAUAAAGGCUGCUUCUCAAACCAAAGCAAAGAUUCGUUCCUGAUUCAUCCAGAUCUCAAUGCAGCCAAGUCAAAGCUGGUGCUGUCACUUGGAGAGUCCCCAGAAAACAGGCUAAGAUCCACAGUCUCAAUCGGAUUCAGCUAAAGGUCCAGUCUCUGCCACACAGGAACAGUUGAAGCUCCUCAAGAAAAAUGGAAUAUGAAACAUCGUCAUAUCCUAUGGGAACCUAUGCUGCACCUCAAUAUCCUGUGAAUACCUAUGCUAAAAUUCAGUAUCCGGCGGGAACUCCUGCAUCACCUCAGUAUCCUACAGAGACCAAUGCUAAAACUGAAUAUCCUGCGGGGACUUAUGCCACGUCUCAGUAUCCAGGAGGAACCUUUGCCACAUCCUCUGGCAAAACUGAGUAUCCUUUGAGUGUCAUUGCCAAACCUGAAUAUCCUGUGGGUGUCUAUGCCAAACCUGAGUAUCCUGUGGGAAUCUAUGCCACAUCUCAGUAUCCUGGAGGAAUCUACCCUACAUCUCAGUAUCCUGGAGGAAUCUACCCUACAACUCAGUACCCUGGAGCCUCCUAUGCCACAGCUCUUUACCCUGGAGGAACCUAUGGUACAUCUGAAUAUCCUGUGGAAUAUCAAGCCAAAACGCAGUAUCCUAUGAGGAUCGCAGGUGAAACUCAGCAUCCUGGAAGCUACUAUGUAGCAGAUCAAUAUCCAAUGAAGACUUAUGUCAUGGGUCAGUAUCGCAUGGGCACUUACAACUCAGUUCCAUAUCAGACUAGAAACUACGUCUCAGGUCACUAUCCUCCGAUGACCAACUAUGCACAUGAAUAUGCAGUCAGGAAUUACAUCAUGGGUCACACUCAAAUGCAAACUUAUGGUGCAGACCAAUACCUUUUGCAAGCCUAUCUUUCACCUGAAGAUUCUGCGAGGACUGAUCCCAUGGGUCGGUAUUCAACAACAAAUCAUGUAACAGAUCAGAAUAUUAGAAGAACCAAUAACGCAAACCAGAAUUUUGAAAUGACCAAUACGGCAUAUGAGAAUCUUUCAAGAGCUGAGAGUACUGACCAGGAUUUUGAAAGGGCUGAAAGUGCAGACCAAGACAUUGGAAGGGUUGAGAGUGUAGACCAGGAUUUUGAAAGAGCUGAUACUGUGGACCAUGAUGCUGAAAGAAAUGAGACUGCUGACCAGGAAGCCAUGAGAUACAGUAGUGAAGACCAGGAUUCUUUGAGAGCUGACAGUGUUGACCAGGAUUCUGUGAGCGCAGAGCAAUAUUCUGUGAGGACUGACAGUGUAGAGGAAGAUCCCAUAAAGAUUGGCAGCAGAAGUCAGGAUAUUUUAAUGAUUGACAAAGACCAGGAUUCCAUGAGGACAGACAGUGCAGAGCAUAGUACUGCAAAAAACAACAGUCAGGAUAUGGACGGGAUGAAAAGCAUUGCUGAGAGCUCUAUGAGGAACUAUUUUAUGCCUCAGUAUCCACUGAAUGCCAACGUCACAGGCCAGUAUCCAGUGAUGGCCAAUGGUGGGGAGGAAUAUUUUUUUCAGGCUUACUCCAGACCUCAUUUUCCUGUGAGAAGCUAUAUAGUGAACCCAGCUUCUACAAGGGCCUACAUGGCAAUUCAGAAUCCUACUUGGGUUGACAGCACAGAGCAGGACUUCAAUAAGAUGAUGAAUCCAACACAAAGUCCUGCAAAGAGCUCAGAUCAAAGUCAUGCAAAGACAAGAAGCUCAGAACAAAGUUCUGCAAAAACACGAAGCCCAGAACACAGUCUUCCAAAAACAAGAGGCCCAGAGCACAGUCUACCAAAAACAAGCCCAGAACACAGUCUUCCAAAAACAAGCCCAGAAAACAGUCUUCCAAAAACAAGAGGCCCAGAGCACAGUCGUCCAAAAACAAGCCCAGAACACAGUCUUCCAAAAACAAGAACCCCAGAACACAGUCGUCCAAAAACAAGAAGCCCAGAACACAGUCUUCCAAAAACAAGAAUCCCAGAACAUAGUCUUGCAAAGCCUCGAGGCCUAGAACAGAGUGUUGUAAAGACCCGAAACCUAGAACAGAGUGUUGUAAAGAACAGAAACCCAACACAAAGUUCUGCAAAGACCAGAAGUCCAGGCCAGAAUUUUGCAAAGAACAGAAGCUUAAUUCAAGGGCCUGAAGAGAAUAGAGAGCAACCCCCGGGCCCUAUGAAGACCAAAUCCCCAGGCCAAGACAACACAAUCAGCAAGACAGAGGAACCUGUAGGUACCUAUGUCUCAGCUCAGUAUCCUGUAGCGAUUCGCUAUCCAGGCUUAUAUCCUAUAAGGAGCUACUUACCAUCUAAUUAUCCCUCAGGUCCUUAUUAUACACAUCAUGUACCUGUGAAAACCUAUGUGACACCUCCAUGCCCUAUGAGAAACUGUGUUACACCACAAUACCCUAUGCAGACCUACUUCCAAUACCCCUUGAUGAACUACAGUUCACCACAGUAUCCUUUGAGAUCCUACCAAAUUCCUGUGUAUCCUUUGAAGACCAACAUGGAACUUAAAUAUCCUGUGAGGUGUGUCAGCCUUUAAUCAUGGCAUCAUUGGUCAUGCAUCUGUGUCUGUGAACAUCAUCUUUAAACAAGCUCUGCUGCUUUUACUAAGCACAAAAGUAAUACUGAAAAUAAAAUAAAGCCAGUCCUGACCACUCC